AACCUCUGCAGAUUGCAGCUGGAGACACACAGUGAGUGAUGGAUUGUUCAGAAGAGGUGCAGUCUGUGUGUGAGGAGCCCAGCGCCCAGCUGGAGCUCAAGAAGGGAAUGUCCAUCUUCAUUGAUAUACUGAGGAGGGCAGAUAAAAACGACGACGGGAAGCUGUCCUUUGACGAAUUCAAAUCCUACUUCUCCGACGGCGUCUUGACAGCUGACGAACUGAAGGAGCUCUUCCACACGAUUGACACCCACAACACAGACAAUGUGGACACGGAUGAACUCUGUGAAUACUUCUCCCAGCACCUCGGUGAAUAUGAGAAUGUUCUCGCCGCCUUAGAAGACCUGAACAUGUCCAUACUGAAGGCCAUGGACAAAACCAAGAAGGAUUAUCAGGAGUCCACCCACCUGGAGCAGUUUGUGACCCGCUUCCUUCUGAAGGAGACGACCAAUCAGCUUCACUCGCUUCAGAGCUCCCUGGAGUGUGCCAUGGAAACCACGGCUGAGCAGACUCGCCAGGAGAAACAGGGUCCGCUGAAGCCCGAGGUUUUGUCCAUCCAGUGGUCGGGUCGCCGCUCCAACCGGAGGCUGCAGAGGAACAGCAGCGUCUCGCCGAACAACCCCCUGCUCAGCCUCGUUAGCUCAGGUGUUUAUGAUGAAGACAGCCAGUGGUUGAUCCAGGUCAACAGACUGCAGAAGCUUAUUGACCGCCUAGAACAAAAGGACGUCCGCCUGGAGCCAGUGGAAGAGGAGGUCCUGGAGAGCAAAUCGCACAUCCUGAUCGUUCAGAGGCAGCUCUCGGUGCUGGAGGAGGAGCUGGACGAGUUUCGCCUGGCUCUCAGGCAGUACAUGGAGUGUGCCUGUGCCCAGACCGGAUGCCUACACAUCGCAGUUCAGCGGCUGGCAAAUGAAUCACGCUUCAUUCUCUAUGAAUUCUGGGAGCACAACAACGUGUGGAAGAAUCAUUUACAGACCAACUACAGCAAAACCUUCCAGAGGGGGAACGUGGACUUCCUGGAGACCCCCGAGACCCUGACCACCAUGCUGGUUCCUGCGUCGUGGUGGGUCCUCAACAACAACUGAAAGGCACACAUCAGGAAG
This is a messenger RNA of Salarias fasciatus (jewelled blenny), 1097 nucleotides long. It is a transcript of the gene necab1, whose product is annotated as N-terminal EF-hand calcium binding protein 1. Gene Ontology annotation, biological process: regulation of amyloid precursor protein biosynthetic process. Gene Ontology annotation, molecular function: calcium ion binding. The record is from RefSeq and is a predicted model, not a curated record. The transcript is spliced from 13 exons. Gene Ontology annotation, cellular component: cytoplasm. Bases 39 to 1079 code for a protein of 346 amino acids. Lineage: Eukaryota; Metazoa; Chordata; Actinopteri; Blenniiformes; Blenniidae.